CAUUUCAUUUCUCUAGCUACCCACAUCGAUCACUCCAUCGUCAUCUCUGUGCUGCUGCAUCAACAACAAUGGCUGCCGGUGCAACGGCGAUCAGCUCGGAGCAGAUGAGCGAGUUCAGGGAGGCCUUCUCCUUCUUCGACAAGGACGGCGACGGCUGCAUCACGGCGGAGGAGCUGUCCACUGUCAUCCGCUCCCUGGGCCAGACCCCGACGCCCGAGGAGCUGCGCAACAUGGUGUGCGACGUGGACGCCGACGGCAACGGCACCAUCGAGUUCGCCGAGUUCCUGGCGCUCAUGUCCCGCAAGGCCGACGCGGACGCGGACGCCAGCGACCCCGAGGAGGAGCUCCGGGAGGCCUUCAGGGUGUUCGACAAGGACCACGACGGCCACAUCUCCAAGGCCGAGCUGGGCCAUGUCAUGAUCAGCCUUGGCGAGAAGCUCACCGACGAGGAGGUCGAGGAGAUGAUCCAGGAGGCCGACCUCGACGGCGACGGCCUCGUCAACUUCGACGAGUUCGUCAGGAUGAUGAUGCUCUCCGACGCCGACCAGCAGCAGCACUGAGAUACAUUGCCCGUCCAUUUCUCCAGUGGAAAACUGACGACCGGCCUGGUCGCCGUGAUUAAUUCAGGUUCAGUAGCGCCGAGUCAAUCAGCUGUAUGUCUCAGCUAGCUGCUCCAUUUCUUCAGCUGAAACUGGCCGGAAUUCUGCCGGAGUUUUCAUUUACUCACUAACGAAACUGGCCGUGCAUGUAUAGAUGUAUGGAUUGGUUGGUUACCGAUAUUGGGCUCGUGAACUAAAUGAUGUGAUUGGUCAUAAAAAAGU
Molecule: messenger RNA, 821 nt
Organism: Triticum dicoccoides
Lineage: Eukaryota; Viridiplantae; Streptophyta; Magnoliopsida; Poales; Poaceae
Product: calmodulin-like protein 5
Exons: 1
Coding region: 69-560 (163 amino acids)
Cellular component (GO): myosin II complex
Molecular function (GO): calcium ion binding
Source: RefSeq, a predicted model, not a curated record